UAAAUAAGGGUUUGAAUUUUUUAUGCAUAAAUUAUUAUGCUCCUCAACUGCAUAUAUCUUUAUUGUUAAUGUCUUCACUUCCUUCACAAAAUUACCAACCACCAUUUAUUUUAUUUUUCCGUUUUUCAAUCUCUUGAUUCAAGGCUUUUAAUAGAGUACCUUGAAGAGUGUGAUUUUAUUUUUGUCUCUAUGGUAAUUAUUCUUCAAUGCAACAUAUAGCUCAAGGACCUAUAUAUAUAUGAGUUGAGUUUUGAUUAAUAGAAUCAAUGGCUUUUAUCAUGGAAAUUGUUGGUGUAUUUCUUGUUCUCUGUUUUUUCUCUAUUCUUUUGAGGUGGAAUGAACUUAGGUAUAAGAAGAAAGGUUUGCCACCUGGCACAAUGGGAUGGCCAGUGUUUGGAGAAACAAUUGAAUUUCUUAAACAAGGUCCAAAUUUCAUGAAAAAUCGAAGUGCAAGGUAUGGAAGUUUUUUCAAAUCACACUUACUUGGUUCUCCUACCAUUGUUUCAAUAGAUCCAGAACUUAAUAGAUACAUUUUAUUGAAUGAAGCAAAAGGUUUUGUUCCUGGAUAUCCUGAAUCUAUGUAUAAUAUUUUAGGAAAAGGUAAUAUUGCAGCUGUUCAUGGCUCCACUCACAAGUACAUGAGAGGAGCACUUCUUUAUGUUAUUAGCCCUACCAUGAUAAGAGAACAAAUUCUGCCAAGAAUUGAUGAGUUUAUGACUGAUUUCCUAAGCAAUUUGGAUGACCAAAUCAUAGACAUUCAAGAGAAAACUAAAGAGAUGGCCUUCCUCUUAUCUCUGAAGCAAAUUGCUGGGAUUGGUAAAUCAAGCUCAUUAGCUGACUCUUUAAAGACAGAGUAUUUUCAGCUUGUUUUAGGAACCAUUUCUCUACCAAUUAAUCUUCCAGGAACAAAUUAUCGCAAAGGACUUCAGGCAAGGAAGAAUAUGAUAAGAAUUUUGAGUGAGUUACUUAAGGAAAGGAGAGAAUCAAAUGAAACUCACAAAGACGUGCUUGGUUUUUUGAUGGCAAGAGAUGAAAAUAGGCACAUACUAAGUGAUGAAGAAAUCAUUGAUCAAGUGAUUACACUUAUGUAUUCUGGUUAUGAAACUGUUUCAACCACAUCAAUGAUGAUACUCAAGUACCUUCAUGACAAUCCCAAAGCUCUUGAAGAACUAAGAAAAGAGCAUUUGGACAUAAAAGAGAGGAAAAAGCCAAAUGAACCAAUUGACAGCAAUGAUAUCAAAUCAAUGAGAUUUACUCGUGCGGUGAUAUUGGAGACAACUAGAUUGGCCACAGUAGUUAAUGGUGUUUAUAGGAAAACUACUCAAGACAUGGAACUAAAUGGCUAUUUCAUUCCCAAAGGAUGGAAAAUCUAUGUGUUUACAAGAGAGAUAAAUUAUGACCCUUUGUUGUAUCCUGAUCCACUAGCAUUUAAUCCAUGGAGGUGGAUGGAUAAGAGUCUAGAGUCACAUAACUAUUUCUUAAUAUUUGGACGUGGCACAAGACUUUGUCCAGGAAAAGAGUUGGGAGUCAAUGAAAUUUCAACUUUCUUGCAUCACUUUGUGACUAAAUACAGGUGGGAAGAAGUAGGAGAAAAUAAACUUGUGAAAUUUCCUAGAGUUCAAGCACCAAAUGGACUGCACAUAAGAAUUUCAUCCAACUAGGCAGUGACUUUAUUUAAUAAUAAUAAGAAUUUCAUCUUUGUAAAAAGUGUUUCUCUGUUUUAAAAUGCUUCUUGCAUCCAGAUUGGCCCGUGGGGCCCGAAACACUUUGGGCUGUGAAUGUGAUUUCGAGCCUCUCUUGAAGGUAUUGUCUUUAGAAUCUUAAAUAAAUCGCUUUGUCUAAAAAAAUAAAGAGUUUUAAAUAAAUUACAACUAG
This is a messenger RNA of Cicer arietinum (chickpea), 1875 nucleotides long. Its product is annotated as cytochrome P450 85A-like. The record is from RefSeq and is a predicted model, not a curated record. Gene Ontology annotation, molecular function: iron ion binding; heme binding; oxidoreductase activity, acting on paired donors, with incorporation or reduction of molecular oxygen. Gene Ontology annotation, biological process: brassinosteroid biosynthetic process; sterol metabolic process; multicellular organism development. Lineage: Eukaryota; Viridiplantae; Streptophyta; Magnoliopsida; Fabales; Fabaceae.